UGGUUGAUAUUAUUAGACCCGGCAGAUUCACGUAAACUUUGAACGUAUCGGGCAACGUAUACGAACAAGUAGCAGUCAAAUACCAGUCAAAUUAGACGCGAAAGAGAUGACUUCGAUCGAUUACCUUGUGCUCCGAGGCAAACGCAAGAUUUUAUUUUGAGGUCAGCCUCAACUUACGGAUGAAUCAGUUCAGUGGAGGAACAUGAAUCGUUCGUAUUCGAGACAAGCAAACUAAUAGUUGGAGAGGGAAGAAGAGGCGAUGGUGACAACGUGAGAUGGGAAAACAAGGAGUCUCUAAUUCAUUGGAAAAGGGGAAUUCAACUUAGAGAAGAUGAUGUUCACUGGUGGUUCACACGCUAAGAGAAGAAAUGCAGGUGGUGGGUCCGGAAGAAAACCGGCUGUGGAGCACAGAAACAUAACUCAGCCCCGCAUGGGACCGGAAGGAUAUACAUACAGGACAAGAAUUCCAUUGCCUCUAAAUCCUUUGGAUCUUCCACCAAGUUCAACAGCAAGGACAUAUGUAUAUAGAACUCGCAUACCACGAAGAGAUGCAGAAUCUUCAACAUCUCCUCCACCUUCUGAAAAUAAUGGAGGAGGCGUUCCAAUUACCAGAAGACGAGGUGCUGUCAAGCAAAAUAAAGUUCACGUUGUCAGGGGUCACAGAUUGGUCGCCAAAUUCUUCAGACAACCCACUUUUUGUGCAUUUUGCAAAGACUUUUUGUGGGGAUUUGGUAAACAGGGAUAUCAGUGUCAAGCCUGCCAAACCGCAGUUCACAAAAAAUGUCACGACAAGUUAUUGACAAAAUGUCCCGAAAGUGGAAGGGAAUCUGAAAAUACAAUUUACUUGAGGGAGCGAUUCAAAGUGGAUGUGCCUCACAGGUUCCGACCGCAUACUUUCAUGUCUCCAACAUUCUGCGACCAUUGCGGAUCCAUGCUUUAUGGGUUUUUUCGUCAGGGCUUAAGGUGUGCUGGUAAACACCAUCUUCGAAGGGACAGACCGACCAUCAAAAUCAGAUCACAGGCGAUGAAAGACAAUCCAGCUCUGCGAGAGAUCUACCAGAAGCACGAAAAAAAUGUGGGUGAACUGCUGGUGGAGAAAUUCCUCAUCAAAGAUAAAAAAUAUGAUCGAGAUAGCAAACUUGGAUUGCACCGUCAACCGUGUCUUGAUCCGGAUCCAGAUCCAGACCCAAAAGAUCCUUUCGCUGAAGCCAUUCAGAGAAAAGUCACCCGGAGGUUCACCCGCAGAAGAUCCUCCACUGAUGUGCAAUUAAAUCCGGAACAGCUAGAGAGGGAACUUGCAUUUGCGCAGGUACAGGCUGAGGUUUUGGAUACUCUGGUUGCAGAGGAACAAGCAGAAAUGGAAGUAGAAGCCCGGAAAGCCUUCGCCAAGAAGAAAACACAUCGGUCUGUCCAGAAUCUUCCUCUGGUUGAGAUUAUUCGAGCCAACGACUCAAUCCUCGAGGACGAUGAAGAAGGAUCCAGGAUUCGAAAGAAGGUCAAGAAGAAGAAGAAAAGUGUCGACAAGUCAUCACGAAUGAACCACGAUCAAGAAGUCUUCGAUCAAUCAAUAACAGAGUACUCCGACAGCAAGGACGACAAAAAAACCUCAGAAGAUGAAAAUGACUUGCCAGCUGUUCAAAAAUUUAAAGUUGAAGCCUGCAAUAGCGUUGGAGACUUUUCCACUCUCUGGAUUAAAUCUUCUCCUGCAGACGUUCAAGCCAGAGCAAUCGAACAGUUCAGGGAAAGUAUUCGACUUCCUGCCCCCAAAAAACUACCAAUCAGCAAUUUAGAAACUGAGGCUGAGAUAGUCUUACCGAUUCCGAAACCUUAUGUCAGAGACAACACCAGAAACAGCGUUUAUUUAACACUAAAGAAACCAGAAAAGGGCGAAGAGGCUCUUGACGAGAGACUCAAUCGAUCAACGAUGUCGAACGAUACUGACGUAUCGAUCGAUACCCAAUCGAAAGUUGCCAACAUCGAUUCUAAAGAUAUCAUCGAAAGUUCUGUAGAGAUCAAAAGCAUUUCUGAUACCUUGGCCGUCAGUCUUGAGCGGAAAGUACGUACGAAGGACGUGCGGAAGUCUCCAACCCCGAACGCGACUAUUCUUUCUGAGGAAAAAGACACCCUUAUUCACGAGAAGAGUCUGAACUCAGAUUUCGAACGAAAAAUCGAACCCGAUUCAAACAAAAGUGAUUUAAAAUUAGAAUCGAGAAGCCGAAUUUCAUCCCCAGUGCCUCAUGAUAACGUGAUAAUUAAUAAGACUGCUUAUUCGAAAGAAAGUUCUCCACGAAUAGAGGAACCGACUAUUCCUAAUCGUGAGAAAGUGAUAGAAAACAAUGAGAAGAUUUCCGAAGAAGAAUUAGUUGUCUCACGUGAAAACGAAUCGCCAAAAGGACCGGAAAAAAAUGAUGACACCAAACCAUCAACACUUUCAUUAAAAGAUCAGACUUACCGGAAAGAGAAGACACCCAUAGAAUCACCAACUAGGAGAAAAUUCAAAAUAUCCAAGGAUAAAAAUUUAGUAAACGAAGAAAAAGUUUUACCAUCGACUGAAGGCACAAAGUCAUCAGAUCUUUCAUCAAAAGACAAGGCAUUCUCUAAAGAGAGCAAACCUAGAUUAGUGUCGCCAAUUAGGGCGAAGCUCGUCUCUAAAGAUAGCUCAUCAAAAAGUCACCCAGAGAGGGUGUCAUCACCAUCGAACGAAAUACCAACCGAUGGAAUAAAAUCACCAGAGGUUUCGACAAAAGACUUGUCGAUCUCAAAAGAGAACACGUCUAGUUUAGAGUCGCAACUUAAGACAAAGCUCGUCUCCAAUGAUAGCUCUUUAAAAUCACCAGGCCUCUCGCUGAAAAGUGUAUCGUCGCCGAAGAAAGUUUCAAAAGCUGGAACAAAAUCUCCAGAAAGUCUGACAAGUCCUCUACCAAGUCCUUUGAGGAAAGACAAGUCUUCUAAAGAAUCUACCCCUAAUUUAAAUUCACCCACAAAGUCGAAAUUUACUUUCAAAGAUUCAGCAAAAAGUCAAGUCGAAAAAGCGACACCGCCAUCUACUGAUGAAACCAAAACUCCAGUCAAGGACAAGAUUUUACUGAAAGAGAAAAAGAAGCUUAGAAUUUCCAGAGAUACUUCACCAAUAACUCCUACAGAAAAAUUAGGUAUAUCAAGUGAGGUUUCAGCAGACCUUACAGACUGUGAUAUACCACAAAACGUUACUGAAACAAGUUCGGAAAUAGAUUUCUGGAGUGAAAUAAAAUCUAAAGAAGAUAUGGAUAUGUCUGCAAAAUCGAAACCUGGUGAGUUACAAGAGAGGACUGCUACGAUUAUUAAAAAAACAAACCCAGUUGUUCCAGUAGCAGAAGAUGAUAUUAGUAAUAUAGUAACAAAAACUACUAAUGAAACGAAGGAAUUACAAAAACCAGAGGUUAAAAUUGAGACGAAUGGUGUAAGCAGGAAAUUUUCAAAGCCAGAGCCCCUAGAUUUGAGCAAAAUUCGUCAAUCCUCAGAUUCUUUCAAAAGUCUUCCAGUUUCUCUCUCCGCUUCUCAAGUCUCAACACCUUUGUCUGAAGUGUCUUUAUCGGAUGCACAGAAACAAAUGUCUACUGACACAUCAAUUCAAGAUGAAGAUGACGGUUUGGCAACCCCAACCAACGAGUCAAUCACCAAGAUGACUAAGUGGAAUAACCACGACAAUCUUUCAAAUCUAAACGAUCUGGAAAAGGACCUGACAACCAUGCCAGGAAAUAAAUUAAUCAGCAGCACUAACAGCAGCCCGGCAGAUUCGAAGAAGAAAAAGAAGAAGAUCGUCAAAAGGAAAAAGUCUUCGACUAAAUCUGAUAGUACUGAAACUGGCAGUGUCAAACCUUCAAGAAAAGUGUCAGACAAGAAGAAAGCUACUCCAGAAUCGACAAUGAAAACGUCGAAUGUUCGUUCUUCCCCUCGAGAUGCACCUUGUAGACCUUCUGAUCUGAUAAGGAUCUUCUACACUACCCCAAGACAGUUAAUGACAGCCACUCCUAGGGAUCUUCGAAAAGUUAGAAGAGCUAAGGCCAAGAAGCGAAAACCACCACCCAGAAAUGCGUCAAUUAGUAGUGAUAGUACUGGAAGUACUACUAGUACUCAAAGCACAACUACGAGUACAGAGGAUGGCAGCAAUUCUAUGGACGAAUUGGAACAGAAAAGAAUGGCUUCGACUCGAAGCAACGAUUCUGGAUUUGACGGCUCGCCAAGACUCUCGACUCCCUCACAAUCCUCAGAAAAUCAACGCAACUCCGAUAGUUCAGAUCAUUUUCACACCAGUGGAAGAAUAACACCACCAGCUACAAAUCUACCAAGGUUUAAAAAAUAUGCAGUGACAGAUUUUCAUUUCCUGAAGGUUCUUGGCAAAGGCAGUUUUGGAAAAGUCUUGCUAGCAGAACUCCGAGGAACGGAUUGUGUCUACGCUGUAAAAUGUUUGAAGAAGGACGUCGUUCUAGAAGAUGACGACGUCGAAUGUACUUUAAUCGAGAGAAAAGUACUAACCCUAGCCACGAGGCAUCCAUAUCUUUGCCACCUAUUUUGCACCUUCCAAACGGAGUCUCAUCUUUUUUUUGUCAUGGAAUAUCUCAACGGUGGCGACCUAAUGUUUCACAUACAAAAAUCUGGCAGAUUUUCUGAACCUCGGGCACGUUUCUACGCCGCAGAAAUCUGGUCAGGACUCAACUUUUUACACAAAAAGGGAAUUGUUUAUCGGGACCUGAAACUUGAUAAUGUAUUACUUGAUUUCGAAGGACACAUCAGAAUCGCUGAUUUUGGAAUGUGCAAACUACAAAUUUUUCUCGACAGAACUGCUGAUACUUUUUGUGGAACUCCAGACUACAUGGCUCCUGAGAUAAUCAAAGGUCUCAAAUACAAUCAAGCAGUUGACUGGUGGUCAUUCGGAAUCCUUCUUUACGAAAUGCUUACUGGACAAUCUCCCUUUUCUGGCUGUGAUGAAGAAGAACUAUUCUGGAGUAUAUGCAACGAAAGACCUUUUAUUCCACGAUAUCUAAGUCAAGAAUCAACCAGCAUGUUGAUUUGUUUAUUAGAAAAGGAUUCGGGGAAAAGAUUACCUGCCCACGAAAUUGCUGUUCAUCCUUUCUUUCAGAGUAUACCCUGGGACAAAUUGGAACGAAGACAACUAGAAGCGCCUUUCAAACCAGCUGUGGAACACACCCUGGACACUAGAUACUUUGACACAGCCUUCACAGCAGAACGACCGCGACUCACAGCAGUUCCAGAACAAAUCCUGACCUCGAUGGAUCAGAAUGUGUUUCGAGGAUUUUCCUACACAAAUCCAAACGCUACAGACUGAAUAUGAACCCAUGGCAGAAAAUGUUCUUCCCUAGGUGCAUACGAAAUUUUUGACACAUCGAAAUUCGAUUAUAAAUAUUGUCAAUUGUCGAGACUCGAAGUGAAAUUCGAAAUCGAGAAAUGACCAUGGCAUUUGAAGAGUAUUUAACAUUCACAUAGCUGUGAUCAUGAAUUUGUCGAGAAAAAAAACGCGAAUUAUUUUCUUAAGAAAGAGUCUCGCAAGAUCUGUCCCAUGAGAAAAGGAUAUUUCUUUUUCUUAAAGACUCUCCGCUUCUGAAGAACUUACGAAAUCACAUUAGUAGAGUCGUUUGUUGUCAUGAACUUGAAAUUUUAAAAGUUAAUAUUGCGGAGAGGUCUCGCUCAAUAUUGUACCCUUUCAUCGAAGAAAAAAAGACUCGCCGAAAGAAUUUCUGGUACCGGUUGCGAUGAUUUUCAUUUUGAGGGAAUGAAUUCAAUUGCAACUUUUAUACCAGAUUGUUUUUUUAUGUUUCUCUUCUGUCCACCCCCUCGCUUAAUCACGUGAUCGAUAGUUCACGUUUUUCACGUGUAUGUGAUUUUUGGAUGAAUGAGUUAGAAGAGAGCGAUAAUUUGUCUCUAUUGUUAAGUUUAUUGCUGCAAUAAUUUUUGCUGAAAAAUUGUACAGAAUUUUGUAUUCAAGUGAAUUGAAUAUAGUGAGCGAGUCGUCGCUCGUAAAAGUA
Molecule: messenger RNA, 6023 nt
Organism: Belonocnema kinseyi
Lineage: Eukaryota; Metazoa; Arthropoda; Insecta; Hymenoptera; Cynipidae
Product: probable serine/threonine-protein kinase dyrk2
Exons: 11
Coding region: 332-5326 (1664 amino acids)
Biological process (GO): peptidyl-serine phosphorylation; intracellular signal transduction
Molecular function (GO): ATP binding; protein serine/threonine kinase activity
Source: RefSeq, a predicted model, not a curated record